CGGUGUCCCCGUGUUUCCGCCCCGCCGCUCCGCGCCCCCGGCACAACGGUUCCGCGGGGGGCGGUGACAGCGCGGGGGGAGCACGGCCCCUUUAAGCGCGGCGCCGCCAUGAUCUGCCUGGUGCUGGGGCUCUUCGCUGGCCUCUUCCACAGUGCCUUCGGCGGGGUCAAUGAACGAACCUUCGUGGCCAUCAAACCGGACGGCGUCCAGCGGCGCCUGGUCGGGGAGAUCAUCCGGCGCUUCGAGAGGAAGGGGCUGCAGCUGGUGGGGAUGAAGCUGCUACAGGCCUCGGAGGAGCUGCUGAAGGAGCACUACAUCGCCCUGCAGGACCGUCCCUUCUACGGCCGCCUGGUGAAGUACAUGAGCUCCGGGCCCAUCGUGGCCAUGGUCUGGCAGGGCCUGGAUGUGGUGAAGACAGUUCGCACCAUGAUCGGGGAGACCAAUCCAGCUGAAUCCAGGCCUGGCACCAUCCGAGGAGACUUCUGUGUUGAAGUCAGCAAGAACGUGAUCCAUGGCAGUGACUCUGUGGAGAGUGCCCAGCAGGAGAUCUCGCUCUGGUUCCGCCCCGAGGAGCUGCCCUGCUGGGAGGACACGGCUGCACACUGGAUCUACGAGUGAGCAGCACUCCCAGGGGGAGUUCAUCCUCCUGCUGGGACACAGCACAUUUCCAUCCAUCUCAUGGCAGCUGCUGGGGCUGGCUGCAGAUCCUCUGUGGGAUUCCUCUUCUGCCUGUGGGAUCCUGGGAGCUGGGCUGUGUGUGGAACUCUGGUUCAGCUCCUGCCAAGGGGAGCUCUUUUUUUCUCUCUCUGCUCUAGUAGGUAGUUGGUAUUGUUGCUCUGUUUGCUGAAGCAUCUUAAAUCCCAGGUAGCUCAAGCUGAUUAAUUGAAGCAAAACUUGGGCUCUUGGCCCAUUCCAGGGUGUUCUCAUCCCUGCCUGGAGCAGGAGAAUGCGUUUUUCUUGCUGCUGGGAGAGGUGCUGGUCACAAGGUGAUGGGCUUGACAAUUUACCUGCUUUUCUAGAAGGCUUUUCACCAAAGGCUUUUAAAGAAUUGGGCUGCUGUAGGAUAAGGGAGUAAACUCUCAUUUUGGAGUUCAUUCCAAGACAAGGAAUGAAGGAUGGGACAAUUCUCUCUCCCUUGGGGGGAGCCCUGGGUGCUGGGCUGGCAAAAGCUGACCAAGUUUCAGAUGUGAUGAGUGAGUCCAUGGAAGAAAGAUUCUCCAAAUGCUGCUAAACGCACAAUUCCUCAGGCUCUGCUUCCUGGGCUGUGGCUGUGGAGUGGGAAGCAGCUCCUUCAGGUCUGCUCUGGUUCUCUGAUGCUGCAUGGCCCUGACCCAGCCUGACACCAGACUGUCCCUCUGUGUCACUGAUGUGAGGCAGCAGCACUGCAGCAGCCACAGGAAUAGAAGGGGGAGAGGGAGGCAGGGAAGGGUUUGUGGAUCUGGGGCUCAGAUUUAGGGGAGUAUUUAGCUCUCUCUUGUGCAGAGGCUGUGCAGUCCUGGCACUGAGCUCUGGCAGGUCCUGACAUCUUCCUUGUCCCCCUGAGAGCUUGCAGUGGAGCUUUCCUGCUGGGAGGGUAUCAGGAAACCAGUUUGUAACAGGCUGGACACCACCUAUGAGCUAUCCCUGGCCACCCAGCUCCUCAGAGCUGUGCUGUGUCUGAGCUCCCUGUGCAGCCUCACCAGAGCAAAAGGACAGGGACAGUGACAUGGAGUCCUGCCAUGGAUGAGGGACAUGGCCCAGGGAACAAGAUCCCCAGGGCUUUCCUGUGUGCAGGAUGAGUUUGACCUGUGCCCUGAAAGCCUGUCCCUCUGGGUGCUCAGCUUCGGAGGUGCUGGAGAAUGAGGGCAGCUCUGAGGGAGCAGAGUGAAGUCAGCCCCACUCCUGCUCCCUGCUGGCCCCAGGGUGGUGGGGCUGAGCAGGGCAGGGGUGGGAGGUCUUGCUCAGUGAGUGGGGCUGUCCAGCUGCCUCAGCCAAGGCUCCUCCUGCCUUGGGACCUUCUCCAAGCACCUGUGUCCAGCUCUAAAUACCUGACAGAUCCCAUUUGUUCCUGGAAAUUGUCCACUUGGCUGAAUUUGGAGUCUGGCUGCAGCAGGCUGCAGGAGAAGGCACUGGUGAAGACCAAGGUGUGAAGCCAGUGGGAGGAAGGCCACGUUUGUUGUUUGACAGAUGCAUUGAGAAGAGCUGUUGGCACCAGGAGCUGCCAGCUCUGACACAGGGAAACUCUGCCCAAAUAGCUGAGCUUCAUCUCCUGCCAUUGCCUCUUCUUGGAGGAUCCUUCUUCUCCCUGUCUGCACAGACAAGAUUGAAGAUGCCUCCUGGUUUCAAAGUGCACUGAACUCCAGUCAGAUACUGGACCUGACUCACUGAGACACAAUCCCAGGCCCAUCCUCUCCUCUCUGUGUGUGUAGGUUUGGUGUCUGCCAUCACCUCGUCCCACUCUGGGGCACGAUGGAGCAGCAGCUGCAGGGAAAGGGCUCCCAGAGACCCUGCUGGGAGCAGGUCCAGGAGCUGAGCUGUGGCUGGUGUUCCUCGAGCCCCUGGGGACUUUUAAUUGCUUUGCAUGUUGGUUUCUGCUGCUUCUCCUCUGUCCAAGACUGUGUUAAACUGUAAUAAUAAAUGUAGAAGCUGUC
Haemorhous mexicanus (house finch) is the source of this 2630-nucleotide messenger RNA. Its product is annotated as nucleoside diphosphate kinase 3-like. Gene Ontology annotation, molecular function: nucleoside diphosphate kinase activity. Gene Ontology annotation, biological process: CTP biosynthetic process; GTP biosynthetic process; UTP biosynthetic process. Bases 109 to 618 code for a protein of 169 amino acids. NCBI's taxonomy places the organism in Eukaryota, Metazoa, Chordata, Aves, Passeriformes, Fringillidae. The record is from RefSeq and is a predicted model, not a curated record. The transcript is spliced from 5 exons.